AUGGAGAAGAAUCAUGUUACUGCUAAUGACCACUAUAUCUCCACUUUUGAGAAGUCCAUUACUGAACUAUCUAAAGCUUCUACGUCGUCCUCCACCUCUCCCUUUCAAGCUUUUAGUGAUCAAGGCCAACGUCAAUUCGAUUCGUUAAGCUCUGACAUAGCAAAUUUAUCCAAAUCUAAUUUUGGGAAAAUCAAUAGCUCAUCAGGUGACAUAUCUUCCCUUCAGAAGAUUAUUCAGUUUCCAGUCGAUGAAGUCAAGGCUAUCAAGCAACAAUCUUCCUCUUCACAUCUAUGUGCUCUAAACCAAAAGGUUCCAUCAACUGAUUCCAAACUUGACUUGAUCUUAGCAAAGCUAUCUGGUUCAAGUGAGAGGCCACCUGAACUAGAGGGGGAAAAGGCUCAACAGAACAGAGCCAUGUUAGCUAAGAAAGAAAAGGAGCUCAUUCAUCAACAAGGGAUCAAAGAUCCAUCUCUAAAAUCUCCAAGAAGGAAAGAUGUCCACUUCUCUGAACCUAUCAUCAUAUCAGAACUAACCUCUCAGUCAAAGCUUUGUUAUAAUGAUCCCAACGAUAAGGGAAAGCAGGAGAUUAUCUUCAAAUCAAAAUAG
This is a messenger RNA of Lactuca saligna, 606 nucleotides long. The record is from the annotation of a GenBank genome assembly. Lineage: Eukaryota; Viridiplantae; Streptophyta; Magnoliopsida; Asterales; Asteraceae.